Messenger RNA from Ficedula albicollis (Collared flycatcher), 2555 nucleotides. RefSeq names its product DMRT like family A2 (gene DMRTA2). Gene Ontology annotation, biological process: sex differentiation; germ cell development; regulation of transcription by RNA polymerase II. The record is from RefSeq and is a predicted model, not a curated record. Gene Ontology annotation, molecular function: protein binding; RNA polymerase II cis-regulatory region sequence-specific DNA binding; DNA-binding transcription factor activity, RNA polymerase II-specific. Lineage: Eukaryota; Metazoa; Chordata; Aves; Passeriformes; Muscicapidae. Gene Ontology annotation, cellular component: nucleus.
AUGAGGGAAAUCGACGUAACCCGUCCUGUGCUGUUGGUGGUGGUGGAGAGUGACCAAGGGGAAGAGUCAUCGCAGCACCAGCGAGCGCAGCGUGUCCUGCAGCGGGGCCCUGCGCGCUCUCCAGCCCGCCGAGGAAGCAGCAGGCAGGGCCGGCACGCUUCGAGCAGAGCCGGGGCUCUCUCUCCUCCCGGCUCGGGGCCCGCAGCUCGCCCGGGGCGGGGCGCCCACCCGGGAAUCACCGGGAACGGGGCUCGCGGCGUGGGAGCGCAGCUGGGGAUGCUGAAGCGCCGGGACGAGGCCCCUACGACCGGCAGACGGCUCCCGCUAAGGGCAAGGACUUAUGGAUUCGUGGGAAAAAAAACUUUAGAAAGUGCCGAGAAGGAUGGAGAUCCCUCGUGGGAAAGAGAGGGGAGAAGCCUGGGGAAAGGAGACGGGGUUAUUUCCCACCGAAGCACUACCUCCUCCCGCUACCAGCGAAGUUACAGGGGGACGGGGGAGCGGAGCUUAGGGAGCAGCUCGGGUUGCACCGGGGCGCCGUGGGGAGCGGCGGCCCCGCAAGCGUGGACGGGAGAGCUCGGCUUUGAGCCUGGCGCGAUGGACUUGGUGCUGCCCCGCCAGAUGCCUUUGCUUUAUCGGGCGCGGAGGGGAGGCGGGCGCGGGACGGCUCCCGACGGGCCCCACUCACUUGAACUCCGCUCCGGGGCCGUGUGCCGGCGCCGGGAGCCUCUCCGCGCCCGGGCGCGGGUGCGGCGCAGCGGCUCCCCCGCCCCGCGUCGCUACCCGCGGACGCCCAAGUGCGCUCGCUGCCGCAACCACGGGGUGGUGUCGGCGCUGAAGGGCCACAAGCGGUACUGCCGCUGGAAGGACUGCAUGUGCGCCAAGUGCACCCUCAUCGCCGAGCGCCAGCGCGUCAUGGCCGCUCAGGUGGCGCUGCGCCGGCAGCAGGCGCAGGAGGAGAACGAGGCCCGCGAGCUGCAGCUGCUCUACGGCACGGCCGAGGGGCUGGGGGGGGGGGGGGGGGGGGGGGUUCUGCCCCCCCGACCCGCAGAGUCCAAGAUGCAGAAGUUCGAGCUGUUCCCCAAGACGCUGCUGCCGAGCCGCGCCGUCACCCCGCAGCAGGCGGGCGGGAAGCCCCUCUCCCCGGACGGCGAGUCCGUGCCCGGCACCUCCUCCCCAGAUGCUCGCCACGGCUCGGGCUCGGAGUCCAAGGGCCCGAAGGAGGGGGAGGAGAGCCCGGGCUCCAUCAGCCCGCUGGGCUCGGACUCGGGCUCAGAGGCGGACAAGGACGAGCAGGACCCGUCGCCCUCGCCGGCGGCCGGCAGGGCGGCCGGCGGCCGGCAGCGGACUCCCAUCGACAUCCUGACGCGCGUCUUCCCGGCGCACAAGCGCAGCGUCCUGGAGCUGGUGCUGCAGGGCUGCGGCGGGGACGUGGUACAGGCCAUCGAGCAGAUCCUCAACAACCGCGGCCCGGAGAAGGGCCCCGAGGAGGGCUGGGCCCGGGACGGCGCCUUGCAGGGCCUGCCGCCCAGCCCCGCCGCCGCCGCCGCCCACCACCGGCCGCUGAUCGCCGGCGCCAUGGCCCCGGCCAUCGGCACGCUGGGCAGCCGCUCCGCCUUCUCCCCGCUGCAGCCCAACGCCACGCACUUCGGGGCCGAGGCCGGCGCCUACCCGCUGGGCACCCACCUGGGACUGAACCCCCUGCGCCUCGCCUACUCGGCGCACAGCCGCGGACUGGCCUUCAUGACCCCCUACUCCACGGCCGGGCUGAUGCCCACGCUGGGGUUCCGGCCGCCCGUGGACUACGCCUUCAGCGACCUGAUGCGGGACCGCUCGGCCGUGCACAAGGAGCAGGUGUACUCCAGCGGGCUCUACGGGCCCAUGGUCAACAACACCCCCGAGAAGCAGUAGCGGCUUCCUCAAGCUCGGCUGUGUAGCGGUAGCUAGGUAGGCACGGGUGGAUGGACGCGGGGGGUUCCUCUCCCCCGUGCGGGCGGUGGGUGCGUGCAGAGCCCGGCGCGGACAGGCGUAGGUGUAUUAAGGUGAUAAAGGUGCACUUUCAUUGUCCAGACAUGAGUCACUCUUUGUUGCUUAUGGCCAUAAGCAUGGAUAUCCUCAGCGCGUCGUGGGCUGUGCACACACGCACACGCGCGCUCUUUCCCACACGCAUACAUAUAUAUAUAUAUGUAUACUAGCAAGUGUAUAAUGUUAUAAAAUGGAAAUCUAAGUUAUUAAUGUAACUCGUAGGUGAACUUGGUAUUAACGUUAAGCUAAAGGUUAGGCAGCGCAUUGUAAUACUUACCAGGCAUAUAGAUGAAACAUUGUCAAAUUCAAAACCUUUUCCUUCCUGCCCCCAGAAACGUUACGGUCUGUAUAUAACUUUGGAAAGUAGAUAUAUUUGUAACUGUCCGUAGGACCCCGGCGCCAAUGGUGUAUGAUGGUUUAAUGAGCCUCCUUCAUUUGUGAUCUGCAAGAAAAUUGCUUUCUUGUUCCGAUGUAGCAAACUUCUUGCUGUUUCUAACAGGUAAUUCUGUGUUUCCAUUUCAUAGAAAUAAAUG